UGGCCGUGCAGACCGAGAGCUCAUACAGACGUUUGUGUUGUUAGUCCUGCUCAAGAGGAUGAACACGACUGUCGCUUGAAUUUAAUGUCAGAUUAGCUUUCAUCUGGAAUCAAUUCGCAUUCCUGGUUGUUUAUCGCACACGCAGCUGGGUGAUAUCGUAAUUUUAAGACUCAGAUUGACCCUUUUUAUUAGAUCCCAAUCUGGCCUUUCUUUAUUUAAGACAGUUCACACAUACAGAAACAAAGUGGAUUUAACAGUGGCUACGUGGUUUACCCGCACUCCAAGAUGCUUCUGGUCUCCCAGCGGCUAGACUCACCUCGCAUGGACCCAUUACUGCCAGGAUCCCUAAAGAGGAAAUUGACUGGGGCCACGGAGAGUUCUUCAUCUUUAAACAGGGUCUCUGACACGUCUAUGACCCAAGGAGGUGCCAAACGACUAUGUCUGGAGGAUGUCACCCUGUCCAUGGGUUCAAGUUACCCUCAGACCCCAUUCCCUUCUGGGAUUGGAGGUGUUCUGGGAGGUAAUCGACUGAACAGUAACAACAAUGGUUUGGGUUCACCAUAUUCCGUACCCCCAAACUCUAGCCCUGGAUCCACACCAGGGGGUGGGGGAGGCUCAGGGGGCUUGGCAAAUAACUUUAACCCAAAUGGGAGUUCAGUCACUCCUUCAGUAGAACAGGAACUGCAGGAGAUUUUGGAUGAACUCACCAAGAACCCUGAUCCCUCUCUACCAGAGCUUGACAUUGAGAAGAUACUUGGUAAAGAAAGUGAUGACCAUGCAGGUAGUGCUGGAGGUUUUGUCCACCCGGAGGGUAAUGGGACUCCCAAAAGGUCCCCACAGAGACAGUCACAUUUAGAGGCCCACCUCACUCAGUCCCCCGGUUUCUCUCAGGCUGGUUCCCCUCAAUUGGGUUCAAGUCCUGCAGGGGCACCAUAUACCAUACCACACCCUUCCAAACCAGUACAAUCUCCACUCUCAGCAUCACCUCUUUCGUCGUCCUCUUCACAAGGGCAGAACCAAUCACCCAUGCUCUCUGCCGCCUUGUCAAGUCGACCUGCAUCCAACUGGCACGACGUGUCCAGAGCCCAACACCUUCAACAGAUGGCAACAAAUAGUAAGCACCAUCCUUCCAACAAUGCAGGUCCACCAUCUGCACAGUCGGGGUUGUCUGGAUUGGGUCAACAGAGCACUUCCUGGGCUGGUCCUUCUCCACCCUACCGACCAGCUGACAAACUACCUAACACAUCUCCUCAUCAACAGCCCUUCAGCCCAGCAGGAAAUAUUCAGAGCCCCCAGAAUUCUUUAAUCUCUAGUAUGGCUCCGGCCCCAUCGACUGGACCUUCCCCACCCUACAGACCUGAAAAGCUUGCUAGCCCAGCAAUAGCUCAGCCUCCUUUUAGCCCCCAGAAUAGUCUUCUGUCAGGAAAUGCUCCAUCAGGGGGUUCAGGCACCGCUAUCCAAGGUUCCCAGGCAAGUUAUCUUGCUGGUGUGGCCCCAACAUCAAGCAGCACUCGACCAUCACCUCCUUACCGACCAGAUAAACAUCCCAGCCCAGCUGGGCAAUGCCAACCAGUGGCGCAACCCUCCACUCAAGGGCAUCUUUUCAACACACAAAGUAAUCAAACGGCCGGUAUGUCUAGUCAGCUGUUUAAGGCCAUCACAUCCAACCAGCCGCCUAGCAGCAGCCUUAAGCUUCUAAUGCAGGCACAAACAGCACAGGGGAAACCUUCACUAAGCAAGACCACCAUAGGUGGUAUGGGUCCAGAACCGUACUCUUUCAAUAACACUAAGCCAUUACGACAUUUUGACCCAGAUCCGUCUGUGGCCAAAAUGGGUCCUCUGGCUGUGGCAGGAUACCGCAGUGGUGGCAUGCAGCCCACACCACCCACAUCAGCCGGCGGACACACUCAUCUACUGCCGCAGCGCAUGCAAAGGGGGAUGCAGGCAGGUGCUAUUGGGCCUCAUUGCAGAGAUGAUCAAGGUGCAGUACUGGUGCCACACCUUCAGGAACCUCCAUCAGCGGUGCCACGGCAACCCCAGAGCACCAACUACAACCUGCUUAAGAAUCAACUGAUAAACAAACAGCUUCAACAGCAAGAAAAGCAAAGGCAAAUGGAGCAAUUGAACGGAGGACAUAUCACAUUUCAAGGUCCAGGUCGACCACUUCCUCCGGACUGCGGUGGUUAUACAAUGGGGGCAUCUCAACAGCCCAAUUCCUCCAUGCUCUCCCACAGCGGUCCCUUACCCUCAAAUCGAAUGGGUCUUUCCUCCAACUCUGUCUCCCAGAUGGGUCCAUCUGUUGGAGGAUACAUGUGUAGCAAAGGUCCCAAACAACCCCUCUGCCACCCCUCGCAAGACUUUGGAAUGCCAAUGCAGCCAGGCCAGAGCAUGAUGGGAAUGGGUGUACCUCCACGUCAACCACUGCACCCGUCUCAUGGUGUGACCAGACCAGGAAUGCCGUGUCCCAACUUGGCAGGGGGUCCCGUGCCGACCCAUCACCUGCGGCAGGCGUUGCACCAAACCGGAUCUCUUCCUUCGCGUCUGAUGUUUCCUUCACAGCAGCAGCCUUCAUCACAGUCCCAGCUCUGGCAGCACCAGCACGGGGUGCAACCACACAUGGACCCUGGUAACCACCAACAUCCCUUCCCCAGUGGAGCAGCUCCACCCGGGUGUGGAGGACCUCAGUUUCCACAGCGAUCUAGCAUGGCAGGUAUGCCAGCCAACUUCCCUGGUGCCCGUCCUCCGCCUAAUCAGGUAGCCCCUGGUCUGGUUGGCAGGCCGGAUCAGAAGAUGCCCACCAGCCAGCCGCUCUCCUCUAUGGCCCAGCAAAACCUCAGAAUCCGAGGUCCACUUUCUGCUUUAGCUAUUAUGAAGCCCGGCGGUCCGUCUAUGAUGCACCCGGCCCAUGGCAUGGCUCCUCCUAGCUACCAGAUUGCUUCCGUGGGCAAACAUUGUUCACCGCAGGGCUAUGGCCCUGGACACAAUUCUUUACCUAAACUACCCUCUUUUGACUAUACGUCACAGCAUCAUAGCAACGGGGCAAUGCCGGGGGGCCUGCAAGGGCCUGGGAGAGGAGAUGGUGGUGGGGAAGUGGACUUCAUAGACACUCUGGUGGGAAACAAUGAAGACUGGCUCAACAAUCUCAACAUGAUUGAUGAAUACCUUGAGCAAAACUCAUAGGGAUGACAGGUCCAGACCUUCCCAGGUUGAAAAUCACUACACACAGCGGCAGAACCGGAGUCGUGGGGUCAUCGCUUUAUAAGGUUAUAAACCGUAUUUGUCAGGGUUGGUGUAAGCGAGAAUGUAUUGGUGGAAAUGAUGCACUGCUAAGCCCCCUGAAAUGACUUUGGUGCCCAGCUCUAUUAAAAGAGUUCAAAAGGUGAUGGAGCCAUCAGACAGGGUUUUUUUUCUUUAAGAUGCCCUUUCAAAUGCUCAGAGGUUGCUCUUCCAGUGCUCUUUGCACUAUAUUACAAUUCAAUUGUAAAUUAUGUUUAAUAUCUAUGGAGUGAAACACUGAUAUGAAUACAUGAGCUUUCCCCAGCACCGUAAUGAAAGUUCUCAUGCAGUGAAUGCAAUGUGGGUACAGUGUUGUUCUCAUGUCGGACCAGACAGAGAUGUCUAGCUUUUCAUUAUUGCUGAUUGAAAAGCAUACCUUGUUUUAAUGUGUAUUUGAAAAGGGGCUUGACUUGUAAAUAACGUGUUUUGUAAAAUAUACAAAAAUGUUGUUUCUUAAACUGUAACAUAGAAAAGAGAAGUAAACAUAUUUAUGCUUCUUUUCUGCUGAUGAAUUCUUCUAAAUUUCAUUGUAAAUAAUGAAUAAAACAAAAAUGCAAUGAUGCAAAAAAUAAAAAUGUAAGCGACACAUUGAAAUGACAAAUUAUGUGUUUUACACUGGGAAACUCUUUUGUAAUUUGUAUUAUGCAAGACAGUAUGGUUAGAUUUGGAGUAAUACUAUGUAUUACAUUGUUGAUCAAAUUGUUAUGGUUUUGACAUAACUGAACUUCUGGUACCCUAGUCAGCUCAAGAACAUUUUUGUUUUGUUUUGUGUUUUUAAAUUGUGAGGGUUGGAGUACAAUACCUUGUCACAGCAUUUCAUUCUGAUAUUGCAGUCCAGAGGUUCCAUAAAUUGCCAUAGCAUAAUACAUUUUACACUAGACACCAGUGUAAAAAUCAAUGUGACAAAAUACAAAAUAAGGAUCAAGUUUUCUGGGCCAAGGAUGCUUUUCGACAAUUCUAGGAAUGUCUUUUGUAUGUGCACACCAGCUACGUGGAACCUGGGGACAAUAUAUAUAUAUAUAUAUAUAUAUAUAUUUCACACCACCUAUUAUGGUAACACAAGAGCAGCACCUGUCACAGUAAGACCCACAAUCCUUUGUGCCAGAGUCUUGGGUUUUCAACAGUUCAUAACCAUGUAGUUGACGCCAUGAACUUUAAGACAUUCUGAUUUGUGAUUAAUUGUGAUUUAUUUUGUCUUCAUAUUUUUAGAUUGGAAAAUAAACUGUAUAAAAGAACAAUGUCUCUUUUUGACCUUGUCACUGUUGUUUGGUUUUCCUGUCUUUGUUUUCACUG
This is a messenger RNA of Triplophysa rosa, 4569 nucleotides long. Its product is annotated as trithorax group protein osa. Lineage: Eukaryota; Metazoa; Chordata; Actinopteri; Cypriniformes; Nemacheilidae. The transcript is spliced from 5 exons. Gene Ontology annotation, cellular component: nuclear body. The coding region runs from base 286 to 3180 and encodes 964 amino acids. Gene Ontology annotation, biological process: regulation of transcription by RNA polymerase II. The record is from RefSeq and is a predicted model, not a curated record.